GCAGCUCUUCAGGAAAACAUAUGAGAGUCUGAAGACAAAUGAAAGCCUCCUGACUGCCUGCUCUGUGCCUUUGCUGUGUUGGAUGGUCUGUUUUUGUCUGAAGAAACACUUUACAGACGGUGAUCAUGUGAUGAGAGAACUAAAGACAACCACCUCCAUUUAUGUGCAGUUUGUGUCCACUCUACUGGAGCAUCAUGACCAGAGUCAGUCUGUCCUCAGGAGUCUGGGUCAGCUGGCAGAGGAAGGGAUAAUGGAUGAAGAAGUCCUCUUUGACAAGAAGACCGUGUUCAAGACAGGUUUAGAUGCUGAAAGUAGCCUGUUCCUGCAUGAACCUGAUAUUCAAGAUUUAUUAAGGAAAAGAGCACUCAAGUUUAUGCACCUCAGCUUUCAGGAGUUCUUCAUGGCUCUUUAUUAUAUGUUUCUGAAUGAAGAAGAGUCCCAGAGGAACAUCAGAGACAUCCUAGCUGCUGAAAGAGUGAAAGGUAGACUAACAAAUUCCAUACCUUCAGUGCUUCUGUUUCUCUGUGGUCUCUCUAAUGAAGACUCAAGCAACUCACUCUUUGAAAAGCACAACUGGACUGUUCCUUACAUCAUAAGAAAAGAAAUGGAGAGCACAAUCCUUACACUUCAGGAUGAAGAUAAACUAUUUGCUCUCCAGUGUCUGUAUGAGCUCCAGGAUGAGGAGUUUGUGAGGAGAGCUUUAGGAGAUUGGGUAUCCCUGGAUCUGUCUAACAUUUCUCUGAGGAGCACAGACUGCUGGGUGCUGCUGUACUGUCUUCAGUGCUGUCCACACAUCAGAUACCUGAACCUCAUGUACUGUGAUUUAACAGCUGAGAAACUCAAGAUUCUUCAGCCAGCACUCUGUAUGUGUGAGACUCUGAGGUUGUCAGUGGACCAUCUGCCUGAAUUUGGAGAUUUGAGCAAGACUCUCUGUGAAUUCAAAUCAUUGAAGGAACUGAAAGUUCAGGAGGAUGAAUACAGGGGUGAGAGUCCCAGGUGGUCACUUGACCUGUCUGUUGCACAGGAAGAUUACCUGUUGUCUUUGAGCUCCUCAGAGAAGAAUCCAUCAUUUCCAACAGUCUUAAACAUCAGUCUUACGUGUCCACAAUCAGAGAUAUCCAGCACUGACUGGACACUCUUCUUACAGAAACUUAGCAAGGCAGGACAAUUUGCUGAAGACUCUUCAGCUCUUGAUGAGUUUGUCAGUUUGCUGCUGUCUUCAUUUUACUUUGGCGGUCUGAAAAAGUUGAAUCUGAAGGUGGUCAGCUUUAAUGAGAGCUGGGCUUCUGGGAUCAUUUCCCUUGUCCAGACCUGCACCAGUCUACAGCAGCUCAGUAUUGAGGAAUACAGCGACAAUCCUAGAAGUCUCUUCUCAAGGUUCAUUGUAUUAGUUUACAAUGAAGACAUCAGGUUGGAUAUAAGGCAUAGACGGAACACUGAAUCUCUCUCAAAAAUCUCUCUUACUUUUCCACGCUCAGCGUUAAGCAGCUCUGACUGGAAAAUCCUCUUCCAGAGAUUUCAUGAAGUGUCUAGAUACCAACAAAAUUCUCCAGAGUGUAAUGAGCAAGCGGAUGCUCUGUUUACUUUCCUGCACUCUGUGUGUGAUCUGAAGAGUGUGGAGCUGAUCAUCUUCAGUCUGAAUCAGAGCUGGGCUCUCAGGAUUCUCGCUCUCAUCCAGGCCUGCAGCAGUCUGCAAGAAAUCUGUGUCCGUGCCACUGGUUUGCUGCUGGAGGUGGGACUCGAGUUACUGUAUGAAUCACUGACAGAUUCACACUGCUCUGUGAUCAUUGAAGGGCCAACCAUCUCUGACUCUGAACCAUCUGGACUGAAUCUUCAGCCGCUCCCAGUGUGUCAGUCUUGUGUUCACAUUGUUGACUCUGAUCAGUGGGUUCAGGUGGAGCCGUCAGUCUGUACAGAUGAAGGAGGCUCAGAGUUCAGGAUCAGCACUCCGGCGGGUCGAUUCGAGUGCAGCAGGACCAGAAUGCGAUGGGUCUGUGCUGGUGACGUCACUCUCCAGUACCGUGCAGUGGAUGGACGUUUCCUCAGAGCAGAUCUGGAGAGACUUCAGUGUGAGCGGAUUGGUCCUGUGAUUGAUGUGACCGUGAUCUCAGGGAAACUGGAGGAGGCCCAUCUGCCUCAUUACGCCUGUUUGGCAGAGUCAGACCCCUCUCUCACAGAGGCUGUGAAGGUCCUCAGCAAAAGCGAUGAAGGAAUAUCUUUACAAUCUGUAGAGCUGACCCGUUAUCAUGCCAAAAUGGUCCAACCAUCCUUCUCUCUCAUAACUCUAAUCAUAAGCUGGUUCAUAAAGUGGGAAGAACACUGUGAUCUUCUUCUCUACAUGCGGUGUAAAGAACCUCUCUUUCUUCACAUCUACUUUUUUCCAAUGAAUGACACUUGUUCAAAAGAAAAAGUUGAGCAGCAUGAAAAAUCAAGUCUUUUGAUCAGCCAUCCCAGACCUGACAGACCAUUUCGGUUGAAAACGCCUCACCUUCUUGAGGUUCCUGGUGCAUCUGUCCAUCCCAUAGAGGGGAUUUCAUUUAGAACUGAUAUUGACCCAAACUUCUUCAAGGUCAGGCAACAUCAGGAUGGUCCCAUACAAAUGAAUCUUAUCAGAGAGGAAGACAGGAAGUCUGUGUGGACUGCCACAAUAUGGAAAGAAGAAUUUGGCCAGUUAAAUCCAAUGUUAGGUGAGCGCAGCCAUGAAGAAGAGGAGCGGAAUCCACCCAAAGAGACCCAAUUUGUGGAUGGGAACUAUGCAGCACUUAUUCAGAGGGUUACCUUAGUAAUGGCAAUAGCAGAUGAGCUAAAAAAUAAGGGUAUGAUACAUGAUGAAAAAUAUUCAGAGAUCAGAGCAGAACAAACCAACCAGGGCAAAAUGAGAAAGCUCUUUGAAGCGCUUAAUGCUGGAGGACACAGAGUGAAAAAUGCCUUUUAUUAUGCUCUGAGAAAUCAUGAACCAUACCUCUUCAGAGACUUGGGUGGUGACAACUGAAAACAUGAGCAGCCUAUAUCUGAAGAAUCAGCUACACAAAUGAAGACCCCUGCACUCAAGAAACAGAAGACGACCCCUGCAACUACGACACAGAAACAGACGUGAGAAGACAACAGAUGCAAGAUGCAGCCACUUGAACAUGAAUGAAUGCUAAAAAUGCAGUUAAAGGAGUUCAAAGUUUUCCAGAAAACUGAUAGGAUUUUUUUAUUUUGUGAGGCACAAAAAAAAUUUAUCAAUGUGCAUCCAAACAGGGCUGAGACUUUGUUUCAAACUGGACAAAAGCAUAAGACACCACAAAUGGCUUCAACUUUGAUAAAGUUUUUAUUUUUUUAAUUUUUUAAUUGGUGUUAUCUUAUUAAAAGCGUUAAGAACGUUACCGCCAUUGCAGACAAACAAUGAAAUAUAUUCUGAAAUCACACAUUAUAAUUUAACCAGUGAAGCCAGCAUGAGAAGGAUCUGCAGCAUAGUGCGUAAAGGUAGAGACAGUGAUUCUUCUGGAAGAAGAUCCUGAACUUUUAAGCCAUCUGCCUUUACCUGACUCUUAACCUUUUUUGCUUGAUGAUUCUACAUUGUAUUCAGUGUUGGGAAGGUUACUUUGGAAAUGUAAUAGGUUACAGAUGACAAGUUA
Sinocyclocheilus rhinocerous is the source of this 3620-nucleotide messenger RNA. RefSeq names its product NACHT, LRR and PYD domains-containing protein 1b allele 2-like. Gene Ontology annotation, cellular component: cytoplasm. The coding region runs from base 83 to 2992 and encodes 969 amino acids. Lineage: Eukaryota; Metazoa; Chordata; Actinopteri; Cypriniformes; Cyprinidae. Gene Ontology annotation, biological process: regulation of apoptotic process; inflammatory response; innate immune response. The record is from RefSeq and is a predicted model, not a curated record. The transcript has 14 exons.